Messenger RNA from Saprolegnia diclina VS20, 1479 nucleotides. RefSeq lists its product as hypothetical. Lineage: Eukaryota; Oomycota; Saprolegniomycetes; Saprolegniales; Saprolegniaceae. The transcript has a single exon. The record is from RefSeq and is a predicted model, not a curated record. The coding region runs from base 1 to 1119 and encodes 372 amino acids.
AUGGCGAUGAAGCGCAAGCGAGUCCACGCCGCCGCCGCCGCCGCCAUGGUGCUGGACGUGACGGCCAUCUCGCUCCUACAGUACCUGGACGCUUGGGACGACGCACUGGCCUUGCUACAGGCCCUGCCAGCAGCGACAAUGAGCGCGCCACUGGCGGCGACCAAGGAGCUCUUGGCGACGUCGCCGGCCGCUGUCGACCAAUGGCCCACGAUCUGCAUCGAGAGGCUCGAGGCCGCGUCUGUCGAGCUCGCCUUCGUCGCGCUCCCAGCGCUCCCAGCGCUUGAGAUCCGCGAGCGGACGCUCUUUGUUGAUCGCCUCCAAGGUCGGUUCCGCGACCUCGAGGCCUUUCUGAGCGCGCAUGCGUCCAAGAUUGUGGCCAUCCACGAAUGCGUCGACGACCAGAGCAUUGAGGACAUGCUGCGUAUUCUACCUCGCUGCUCGCACCUGGAGCGAUUGGAAGCUACGCUCGACGUCUAUGGCGCGCUGCUGCCCCACCUCGGGCCCCGUGUGCACUGCGUGCGGCUCGAGCCCGGCGACGUCGCACCGACGUAUGCGGCCGCUGCGCCAUUGCUUCCGUGGCUGGCGCAAGGACGCGUGAGGAACCUACGUCUGUUGCGCAUCGACGAGGCGGACGGCGCGACGAGCUUUGCAGCGGCGCUGGCGACCGCCACGUCGGUGACGCACAUUGAUUUAGACGAGUCGGAGGCCAUCGUCCGAGCCCUUGUCGCUGCAGGCAAGCCAUUGUACCACUGGCAAGAGAUCACGCUUGGCCAUCUUCUCACGUCGUCGGACGUUGCUGGCCUCGUCGCGCUCCUCGACCUCGGUCGACUGACGCGCUUGGACAUUUUUGCUACGGAUGAUAUGAGCUGCGUCUUGGAGGCGCUACCGCACAUGUCUCAGCUGCACAAAUUAAGUCUCUGCGACGGCUCGCUCGAUGCGAUGCCAGCGACGCUACCGCCACCAAGUGGCCGCCUCGCUCGACUCACGCUGCGGGCGAUGCAGCUCUCGACCGAGGCCGUUGCCACGAUUUUGCGCUGGACGCUGCAGCUCCAACAACUCGAAAUGAUCCACCUGGACGGGAUGCACUUGUUUGACGAGCACCCAGAGCUUGCUUUGUAGGCUGUGGAGUACUGGGUCCUUACACUAAGUGCUCCGCUCGUCACGCUACAGGACUGCAACAUGGGACGGGCCGGUGUGCGUGCGGUCGUGUCGGUGCUAAGAGACAGGCUGUCGUACGGAGGCCCGCUGGAUAUGGACCUCUCGGAGAACGAAUUGGGGUCUCUCGACUACUUGUACCUGCUCAGUGCGCUGGCGGCAUCGACGGCCACGACGCUGCAGUUCAGCAUCGAUGACAAUGACAUCUUCCUCGUCCGUACCCUUGCCGACGAGCGGUCGAUCCGUGUUGAUACGCGUCCGACAGAUUUCGGACUUGUCUAUAUCUUUAAAAGCCCACAAUAAAAUUUCAGAACGAAUUGUGCG